AUGUUUGAGCAAGAGUCUUACAGUGUUAAAAUAAGUGAUGCAAGUAAAUUUGUAAAUAUGGAUGAAACACAUAUUGAAGAAAUAUACGAAAAUGAGAAUAUAACGAAUGUUGGAGAAAUAUAUGAAAUGGAAAUAAAAAAAAAUGAUGAAUUAGAAGAACAAAAGUAUUCAUUAUUAUUAUCUAUUUCUUAUGCAUUAAUGGCUAUAAUAUCAGAAGCUCCUUAUUUUAUAAUAAUAUCAAUGGCCGAUUUUUUUAAAAGUGCAUUUAAUGUAAGUGACGUUAUGAUAAAUGAAUUUGCUGUAAUGGAAAGUAUAAUUGUAAUUAUUUUAUGUGUUUUAUUACAUUUAAUUGGUAGCUAUAGAUUGAAAUGGAAUUUAUAUCAACCUUUGUUAACUGUAUUUGUUCUAGGAAUAUUAUAUUUAGUUAUUUUUUUUAGACGUGAUUACAUAGGGCAUAAAAUUAUAAUAUUUAGUUCAAUUCCAUUAGGUAUUAUUUUGUGUAUAGCUAAAAUGACUACUAUUAAAAUAUGUGUUUUGUUUAAAAGGCCAUACUGUAGUGCUUAUGUGUGUGGAUUGUCACUUUCCGGAUUUUUAGUUUUUUUAUUAUAUAUAUUGGGUGCCUAUGUAUUAUUUCCUGACGAUGAAAAUAAAUUUUGUAACAUGUUUUCUUUAUUUUGCGGAACAAUUUCUGUUCUAUCAAUUAUAUGUUUUUUGAUAUUAUUUAAAAUAUAUAAUAUGCCUUUUGCAAAAAGAUUAGAAGAAAAAUAUAGAGAUAAAGGUCUUUUUAUAAACAAAAAUAUUUUAGCUGAAUCCUUCCGCUCUUUAAACAUAAUUUGGAAGUAUAUGAUUGCAGCUUUUCUUACGAAUUUUUUAACUUAUCAAAUAUAUCCCUCUAUAUUCCCAACAAGUAUAGAUAUACAAAAAGAAUCAAAGGGACUUUUAUCAGGAGUAUUGUUAUUUGGAGAUUCUUCAGCUCGUCUUAUAGUUCACAAUUUAAGCAGCUAUUUUAUUAAGAUAUCCUUUUUAUCAUAUUCAUUUGUUAAAAUUUUUAGAUUUACAUUACUACCUAUAUUUGUACUUAUUGUUAUAUAUAAACAUUAUAUUCUCAGUAAUCUCAUUUUUUUAAUUUCUUUAGCAUAUAUUUUUGGUUUUACAAAUGGAUUAAUUAGUAAUGCUAUUUUUUUAAAACUACCCAAAGUAUGCAACAAAAAAAAUAAAAAGGAAUAUCUUCAAUUAGUUCCAAAUAUAGUUUAUUUAUCUCUUUUACUAGGUACUACAAUUGGAUGCUUAACAUCAAAAAUAUAUAUGAAAAUUUUGCCAAUUAUUUAA
Messenger RNA from Plasmodium relictum, 1329 nucleotides. RefSeq names its product nucleoside transporter 3, putative (gene NT3). Gene Ontology annotation, biological process: nucleoside transmembrane transport. Gene Ontology annotation, molecular function: nucleoside transmembrane transporter activity. The record is from RefSeq and is a predicted model, not a curated record. The transcript has a single exon. The coding region runs from base 1 to 1329 and encodes 442 amino acids. NCBI's taxonomy places the organism in Eukaryota, Apicomplexa, Aconoidasida, Haemosporida, Plasmodiidae. Gene Ontology annotation, cellular component: plasma membrane.